Molecule: messenger RNA, 1673 nt
Organism: Phialemonium atrogriseum
Lineage: Eukaryota; Fungi; Ascomycota; Sordariomycetes; Cephalothecales; Cephalothecaceae
Product: branched-chain amino acid aminotransferase
Exons: 2
Coding region: 139-1359 (406 amino acids)
Biological process (GO): L-valine biosynthetic process; L-leucine biosynthetic process
Cellular component (GO): mitochondrion
Molecular function (GO): branched-chain-amino-acid:2-oxoglutarate transaminase activity
Source: RefSeq, a predicted model, not a curated record
GUACCUGAGUGACUCUUUCUCCCCCGUCCUCAACACCAACGCCAGUCAACUCUUGGCUCCCGUAUGCCACCUACUUGGUACACUUGACAUACUUGACAUACUUGAUAUCCUCGAUACUCCUUUACAAAAUCUUACACAAUGUCGCCGACGGCCGUAUCACCGGUGCCCCAGGCACAAAAUGGACUGUCACAACUGAAGAACGGCCAGACAACCAACGGCCAUCUCCCAGAGCUUGACGCCUCCAAACUGAUCUACCACUACACAACCAGCCCCCGCGCCGUCCCCGACGAGGCGACAGCAUGCGCCGGCACCGAGACGAUCUGCACCGACCACAUGAUCACGGCGACAUGGGACCUCAGCACGGGCUGGUCGGCGCCUGAGCUGAAGCCGUACGGGGCCAUCAGCCUGAUGCCGACGGCGUCGGUUCUACACUACGCCACCGAGUGCUUCGAGGGCCUCAAGGUGUACCGGGGCUUCGACGGCGGGCUGCGGCUGUUCCGGCCGGACUGCAACGCGGCGCGCAUGCUCAUGUCGACGCUGCGCAUCUCCCUGCCGGGCUUCCCGCCCGCCGAGCUGGAGCGCCUCCUCCUGGCCCUCAUGGCCGUCGACGGGCCCAAGUGGCUUCCCCGCGACCGCCCGGGCUCCUACCUGUACCUCCGCCCGGCCAUGAUCGGCACCCAGCCGCAGCUCGGCGUCCAGGCCCCGCGCCAGGCCAUGCUCUUCAUCACGGCCAGCUUCAUGCCGCGCAUGGACACGCCCGUGGGCGGCAUGCGCCUGCACACCAACCCGCAGGACAUGGUGCGCGCGUGGGUCGGCGGCUUCGGCUACGCCAAGGUGGGCGCCAACUACGGGCCCAGCCUGCUGGCGACCAACGAGGCGCGGUCCAGGGGCUACGGCCAGAUCCUCUGGCUGUACGGGCCCGAGGGGUACUGCACCGAGGCCGGAGCGAGCAACUUCUUCGUCGUGUGGAGGGCGCGCGAGGCCGAGGGCGGGCGUCUGCAGCUCGUCACGGCCCCGCUCGACGACCGCCUGAUCCUGGACGGCGUCACGAGGCGGAGCGUCGUGCAGCUCGCGAGGGAGCGGCUCGCCGGCGAGAUCGACGUCGUGGAGAGGAAGUACACCGUCGACGAGCUGGUCGAGGCCCGGAAGGAGGGUCGCCUUGUUGAGGCCUUUGCGGCGGGCACGGCUUUCUUCAUCUGCCCCGUAUCGCUGGUCCACCACAACGGCCAGGAUGUGGACAUUCCCAUGGCGGAGGGAGAGAGCGGAUUGUACACUUCCAAGAUCAAGAGCUGGUUGGCAGACAUCAUGUACGGAAACGAGCAGCAUGAGUGGGGAGUCGUGGUUCCGGAGGAGAAGUGAGAGCAUCCGUUACUUUGGGCCAAAGUUAUUGGGAUGGGGCUCUUCUACAUUAUGACCCCGGAUUUCAUGCAUUUCUCGGCGUUUUUUGACCUCACUAUUCAGAAGAGUGAGGUUGGUAUUUUGACAAUAGCGUCUUUCCGCAGGGUAUUGCCCGGCCGUGAUAGGCAAAGUCUUUUGUUAUUUUCUAACUCAAUGGCAUGUAGAUAGAUGGGUCGUCUGGACCCUGGACAAGCCCAGUGUCUCCAUAUAUAAUGCCCAUUUUUUAUUUUAUCUUCACUCUUAUGAAAGCUUCGUCACAAAUAUAUGGUACCAGG